Ceratosolen solmsi marchali is the source of this 608-nucleotide messenger RNA. RefSeq names its product larval cuticle protein A2B-like. Gene Ontology annotation, cellular component: extracellular matrix. NCBI's taxonomy places the organism in Eukaryota, Metazoa, Arthropoda, Insecta, Hymenoptera, Agaonidae. The coding region runs from base 30 to 467 and encodes 145 amino acids. The transcript is spliced from 2 exons. The record is from RefSeq and is a predicted model, not a curated record.
UCAGUCUCAUUCCGGACACACAGACAAACAUGGCUCUUAAGCUCAUCGUCUUCUCGGCCCUGGCAUUGGCCUCGGCAUACGCCGGGAUUCUGCCCGUAGCAUUCGAGAGCCCGGUCGCCCCGCUGGCAAUACACACGAAAAUCGUGGACCCCAACCACGACCCGCACCCCCAGUACAGCUACUCGUACGACGUCCACGACGCGCACACGGGCGACAUCAAGAACCAGCAGGAAACGCGCGACGGCGACGUCGUCCAGGGCAGCUACUCGCUCGUCGAGGCCGACGGCACCAGGCGCACCGUCAACUACGUCGCCGAUCCUCUCAACGGCUUCAACGCCGUCGUCCACAAGGAACCGGCUCACGUCGCUUACCACGCCCAGCCUGCCAUCCUGACCCAUGCCGCCCUACCAACUACUUACAUCGACACGGGCGAUUACGUUCCAACUAAAUACGUCUAUCAGCAUUAAGUUGGCAACUCCAACUUUCGAUUAGUAGUGCCUCGUUAACGCGCCGCUCUUAUACAGUUUUAUCAUUAAUAAAAGCUAAUCGAGAUUGUAUAUCGCCGGCUUCUAGUCGCACGACACUGUUUAUUGUAUUUUAAACUCUCA